Molecule: messenger RNA, 597 nt
Organism: Nematolebias whitei (Rio pearlfish)
Lineage: Eukaryota; Metazoa; Chordata; Actinopteri; Cyprinodontiformes; Rivulidae
Product: calcitonin gene-related peptide
Exons: 5
Coding region: 150-533 (127 amino acids)
Cellular component (GO): extracellular region
Molecular function (GO): hormone activity; calcitonin receptor binding
Source: RefSeq, a predicted model, not a curated record
UAUAGGCUGGUGGUUGGCGUUGCAUGCAACAGUCAAGAGUUGUUCUGCAAGUUCAGAGAAAGACAACUUGUGUUUUGCACAGGCAUUUAUAGAGAUUUAUAUUUAUUUACUAUUUUUUUCUCGCUGGGUGAUCAUCACUGAAGGGGACCAUGGUUAUGUUGAAGAUCUCUGCUUUCCUUGUUGCCUAUGCCCUGGUCAUUUGCCAGAUGUACUGCUCACAAGCCGCCCCUGCCAGACCAGGUUUAGAGUCCAUGUCAGACCGGGUCACGCUCACGGACUACGAGGCACGACGGUUACUAAAUGCCAUUGUUAAGGAGUUCGUUCAGAUGACAGCGGAGGAGCUAGAGCAGCAGGCGACCGAAGGAAACAGCAGCGUUACGGCACAGAAACGAGCCUGUAACACAGCGACCUGUGUGACUCACCGCCUGGCGGACUUCCUCAGCCGAUCAGGAGGAAUGGGCAGCAGCAACUUCGUCCCCACCAACGUUGGCGCCAAGGCCUUCGGCAGGCGAAGGAGAAGCAUCCAGAUGUGAGCGCUCAAAAAAAAAAAAACUUUCAGGAAAAUGGUUGACUUUUUGAAAAGAAAUCAUCAAAAAA